AUGCCUCCGAAGUCGUCGAAAAAGGCGGAUCCGAAGGGAGGUAAGGCUCCCCCAGCAAAGAAGAAGGAGGGAUCUGGAGGAAAAGCCAAGAAGAAGAAGUGGUCGAAGGGAAAAGUUAGGGAUAAGCUCAACAACAUGGUUCUGUUCGACCAGGCCACUUACGACAAGCUCUACAAAGAGGUCAUCACCUACAAGCUUAUUACACCGUCCGUGGUGUCUGAGCGUCUGAAGGUCCGAGCAUCUCUCGCUAAGGCUGGACUCCGUGAGCUUCAAGCUAAAGGUCUAGUUAAGUGCAUCGUCCACCAUGGAGGUCAAAUCGUUUACACCCGCGCCACCAAGGAGGCUGAUAUGUUUAUGUUCCGCGUGCUAAACGCGGUACCGUAUAGCAAUGAGCGAGGUGCCCAAGACUUCAUUGCUUGUAUGCACUCCUUCGUUACCUGCAACAUUUUGGUGGGAUUAGCAGUGCUUGUAUCAUGGAAACAAUUUGGCGGGAAACCGAUUGAGUGCAUGGUACCCUCAGACUUUACAAGCGCUUGGGUACAGUAUGCGGAGAAUUUUUGCUGGUCUCAAGAUACUUAUUUUAUCCCGUUUUCUACUCCAGUCGCUAGUUCAGACAUUGGUGAACGAAGCUCCGCUCAGAUUUCGUAUUAUCAGUGGAUGCCAUUUUUUCUACUUUUUGAGGCAGCAUGUUUUCGCCUACCGUGCUUCAUUUGGAAAUAUUUCGCCGGUCAAAGCGGAAUGAAAGUGGGGGAAAUUUUGCGUCUUACCACGGAUGAACAUAAUACCGUGCCAGAGAUCAGACGCGAGAACGUACAAGCUUUAUGCGUGCACCUGCAAGGAGCACUACGGUUUCAAAAACGAUUGAAGAUGAAGAAUUUGUCACCACAUAAGAUUUUCCGCUGCUUAAACGUGAAGUACUCGACAUAUUAUGUGACACUGAUAUACUUUAUUGCAAAAUUCGCAUUUCUCAUGAACGUGGGAAUUCAAACAAAGCUGCUUAACCAAUAUCUUCUACCUCACUCUGACCAUCAACAAUUUGGCUUCGAUGUUUGGCACAAUCUUUGGAAUGGAAACGAGACGUGGAAGGAAAGCGGCCUCUUUCCUCGUGUUACUUUGUGUGAUUUCGAGGUACGAGAAAUGGGAAACAUCCAGAAGCACACUGUGCAAUGUGUGUUACUUCUCAAUGUUUUUACUGAAAAGAUCUUCAUAGUGUUGUGGGCAUGGUACAUGUUCCUUGGGACCUUGACUGCUUGUAAUCUGUUCAGCUGGAUGUUUGCUAUGUUUAGUGAAACAUCGAAGGAACACUUUAUUAUAAACCAUUUGGAAAUGUGCGAGGCACCAUUCGACAAGGAGAACGCAAGUAACCAGCAACAUGUGGAUUGUUUCAUGGAUAAGUAUUUGGGACUGGAUGGAGUCUUUCUUCUCAGAUUGAUCGCACAACACGCUGAUGUGGUUUUCAUCACUGAGCUUAUUGGAGCUUUAUGGAAAAGUCACUACGGUAUUGAAGAGCAGAGAAUCGCUUUGAAGAGAAUGAAUCGUGUCCUCCCGCUACUGCGCUCUGGAGGACCGGAAGAAGUCAGCCCGGAUGCACCUUCCUCUCAUAAGAAUUCUGUUGCAACAUCUGCUGCCACAACGAAAAAGAUGUCGCUAGCCAAUAGACGUCAGUCCAGCCUGAAAAGGCAUGCUAGCGUGGACGACAUGGAGUCUAAUAGAUCGAAACAAUUUGCUGACAGCAGUAGUGAAGAGGAGACUAAAGAAAAAGGAAGUAGCAGAACAAGUUCGGAAAAGAGGAAAAAAUCACUGAAAAAAUAUGCCGGGUCAUUUCUCGCGCUUCAUUCCUGUAUUCACCUGCUUUAA
Molecule: messenger RNA, 1857 nt
Organism: Necator americanus (New World hookworm)
Lineage: Eukaryota; Metazoa; Nematoda; Chromadorea; Rhabditida; Ancylostomatidae
Exons: 14
Coding region: 1-1857 (618 amino acids)
Cellular component (GO): plasma membrane; gap junction
Molecular function (GO): gap junction channel activity
Source: RefSeq, a predicted model, not a curated record